This is a messenger RNA of Penaeus indicus, 1205 nucleotides long. RefSeq names its product SUMO-activating enzyme subunit 1-like. The transcript is spliced from 5 exons. The annotation marks the transcript as partial. The record is from RefSeq and is a predicted model, not a curated record. Gene Ontology annotation, biological process: protein sumoylation. Lineage: Eukaryota; Metazoa; Arthropoda; Malacostraca; Decapoda; Penaeidae. Gene Ontology annotation, cellular component: SUMO activating enzyme complex; cytoplasm. Gene Ontology annotation, molecular function: SUMO activating enzyme activity.
AUUGCAGAAGUGUCCAAAGAGAGAGCUCAGAUUCUCAACCCAAUGGUGGAAGUCUCCUCUGACUCAGAUGACAUUGAAAACAAAACAGAUGAAUUCUUCAAGCAGUUUGAUGUGGUCUGUGCUAUGCGGUGCAGCAAGGAACAGCUCUUGAGAAUCAGCAACAUCUGCCACCAGAAUAAAAUCCUCUUCUUUGGGGGAGAUGUGUUUGGCAUGAUCGGUUACAUGUUUGCCGAUCUUCAGGAACACCAAUAUGUAGAAGAAGUUAAAGAGAAGGUUGAGGUAGAACAGGAUGGUAAAAAGCAAACUGUUGAAGAGACAAAAAUGGUGAAACGCACAGAAAACUUCGUCCCCCUCAGCCAGGCACUGGACGUAGACUGGACAACCACCAAGUAUGCAAGCCAGCUAAGAAGAACGUCCUCUACUUAUUUCAUCAUGCACAUCAUUAUGGAAUUCAUCACACUACAUGGACGCAAUCCCAAUCCAGCACACAGAGCAGAGGAUGAGGUUGAAUUGUUGACAAUUAAAAAUGCUCUCCUUGAGAAAAUGGGCAUUCCUCAAGAAAAAGUUGAUAACCAGUUUGCAAGUAUGGUGUAUGGACAGUUGAGUCCAGUGUGUGCCAUUGUGGGUGGAGUGCUGGCCCAGGAGAUCAUCAAGGCUGUGUCACAGAAGGAUCCUCCCCACAACAAUUUCUUCUUCUUCAACACCCAGGAUGGCGCUGGUGUUGUGGAAUGCAUUGGACAUUAACUGUCAGACUGUAACCGUAUUAACAAAAUAAAAAUGAGCUACCAGUUCCAGUGUGUUUGAUGAAACCAAAGUACAUAAGCUAUGGAAGAAACAAUUUUGUAUAUUCAUUGCAGUGGCUGAGUAAAAUAAUCCAAGAAAGUAAAGGCAUGUCUAGUUGAACAGGUAUUACCAAGUGAAUGUUGGAGGAUGACAAACUGAAUGGUAAAUAAAAUAAUUGGUGUAAUCGGUUGUUAAGUCAGUUGUUUGCCUGUCUGAUGUUGCUUUUCUGACAUGCCUGCUAAUCAGGCCUGCUUGUUUGGACAUGCCUAAACUCUUCAAAAAUGUUCUGAGUGCUAGUGUAAAUCAGUUAUAUUAUUUUAAUUUGUAUGUUUAGAAUUUUUAUCAACCAAGAAUAAUGUAAAUGAUCUGCCAUAUAUUUUCAUGUGAUUAAUUUUCUUAGUAAUAAUAAAAUAUUUCAUAUU